AUGGACAUGGCAGUCCACAAGAAGCGGUUACGAAAAAAACUCGUGGCAUUGAAAGUUGACUCUUCAGGCGACAUUUUCAUUCAGUUGGAAUGGUCUCGGAGUCAAGUCAGCCUGAUCAAAGUGAGCUCUGCGGGAGGUCGCUACUGGACGUAUGACACCGCAAGUUCGGGACAGGUUCAUGUUUUGGGGGGGGGUAAUCUUCAACUGGAUCCGUCCGGAGAUGCUAUUUUUACAGGCUAUACAGGGGGAAGCCUGAAUGGAACAAACAACCUCGGUGACAUAGUUGUGUGCAAAAUCACGAGUCAGGGGGCCGAAAGCUACAUCCUCCAGACAGGAACUGAUGCAUCUGACACUUCAACUGCUUUGGCGGUGGACUCCUCAGGAAAUGCUUACGUGGCAGGCACAACCACCGGGUCGCUGCCAGGCUUCAGCGCCAGCGGCGGAGAAGAUGCGAUCAUCAUCAAAGUCAGUGCCUCCGGGUCGGUCCUUUGGAACCUGCAGGUCGGUGGCUCUGACCAUGACCGGUUCAACGCCAUGCAGCUCCACGCGUCGGGAUACCUCUUUGCUGCCGGGUCUGGAGCUUUGGACGGCCUUCCCAGUGCAGGCGGCACGGAUUUCUUGCUGUGCGCAGUCGACGCGGUUGCUGGUACGCUGGUCUGGGCGCACCAAGCCGGUUCCAGUGGAUUGGACCAGGGGGCGCACUAUUUACGGCUAGAUGACGCUGGUGACGCUUACGUUGCUGGAACGAGUGGAUCACACAAAUGCCGUACCAAGCGUGCUUCAAAGCCGAAAAACCAAGAAAGCGAAUCACAAAAGAAAGCAUUAACAAGAAAUCUUACGAAAAAGUAG
Molecule: messenger RNA, 849 nt
Organism: Symbiodinium natans
Lineage: Eukaryota; Dinophyceae; Suessiales; Symbiodiniaceae
Source: the annotation of a GenBank genome assembly